CAGUUGACCCGCCACUGACCCGGAUGUUGAUAUGAUGUUAAAUUUGGUGAUUUCCCCGGCCGGUCUACAAUGAUUUUUUAGGCCACUUCAUUCUCUUUCCUCACAUUAAUUUAAUUAGAUGCCCGGAAAAAAUAAACGCGAAAGUGGUGAGUGAAGUUUUCCUUAACCACAGUCUUUAAUCAGCCCGCUGACCAGAGAAACCUUUAAACAUGUCUCAGGAGGGAUAUCAGUCACCAGCAGUGAAAACCACCGCCGACACCAGCUUGAACGCACUUGAAACACAGAGGAGUAAUCCUGGGAAAACGCCUAUACAAAUCCUGCAUGAAUAUGGCACCAAAAUUGGCAACCUUCCCGUGUAUGUGAUGGAGAAAGCCGAAGGAGAGGCUCACCAACCCUGCUUUGUCUUUAGUGUGAAAAUUGGAGAUGUGAGCUGCACAGGUCAAGGUCCCAGUAAAAAGGCUGCUAAACACCAGGCUGCAGAGGCUGCCCUGACUAUUCUGCAAAUAAAUGCUGGAACAGUGAAUGUUCCUGCGAAGUCUGAGAGUAACGGUGUUGCAGCAGAAACAAACAACCACCCCAACUCAGUGGGAGUACUGCAGGAGCUAGCGUUGCAGAGAGGAUGGCGUCUUCCUGAAUACACAGUUUUAUUGGAGGCUGGUCCCCCACACAAGAGAGAAUUCACUGUUACUUGUCGAAUGGAGUCCCUGUCAGAGAAGGCUGUAGGAAAUUCAAAAAAGGCAGCAAAAAAGGCAGCUGCAGAGAAAAUGGUGGCGAAGCUUCAAAGUCUGUCGGGCUGUUCAGAAAUCACAUGGAUGCCUCAGCCAAGUGUCCGAUUUGAGAACUUAAGGAACUCAUCAGCGGAGAAGAUAUCUUUACUGAGAAGAAACCCCCUGAGCAUUCCCAACACAGAUUACAUUCAGAUGAUGCUGGACCUGUCCAAGGAGCAAGGCUUUGAGGUCACAUACUUUGAUAUUGAUGAGCUGACAGUGAACGGUCAGUACCAAUGUCUGGCAGAGCUGUCCACCUCGCCGGUCACUGUGUGCCAUGGCACAGGCAUCUCCUGUAGCAACGCACACAACGAUGCAGCACACAGUGCCCUCCAGUACAUCAAGAUCAUGGCCUCCAUCAAGUAGACACCUCCACAGUCAACAGUCGCUUCACCCAUGUUGUCACAUACAUCAGCUGUUUAGUCAGGAUGAGGCUGUAGAUUGUUCUUCCCGCUUAAGUCUUCCUGCCCAUGGACUAUAUUAGGUCAACGUAUAUUUUUAUAUUUAAUUAUGUAUAUCACAAGGAAGAUCAUGCGCCACAGUAAUUCAAGGUAUUCAAGGAAUCAUUCAACAGUAUUACUGAGGAAAGUUCAAUAUUAAGAAUCAGAUCUAAAUAAAAAUUUGUCACCGGGAUGAAGAUGACUGACAUAUUUAACUGAAUACACGUGUAAAUGAACACAGGUGAAUAUUAUGAAGCACUUCCUCAACAAAAACAAAAUUUUGUGUUUCCAGUGUUGGAAAUUCUUUGCCUCUUUUUUAAAAAAUUAUUAUUAUUAUUAUUUUUUAAGAUGCAUACACUUUUAGGUUCCAGUUGAAUUAUUUAAAUUUUUCAUUCCACAGUUUUCUCACCAGCGAUGUAUUGAGCAGCCAAUAGACCUUAUACUUUUAAUUUGACUCCUGCCUUUCUGUAAAUGAACACCUGAAAAUGAAAGUGAUUUGAAGAGAUUAUUUAAAUAUUUAAAUUCAAAAUGAUGGUCUGCACUUUUAUCCACAUUUUUUUUUCCUAUUUCCACUUUUCCAUCUGUCAGUGUACAGUUUACAAUACAAUCCCAACUGUCAUUAUCUAAAUUAGAUACAUGUUACUUUCUGCUGGUCUGUUUUUUUGCAGUGUGCCUCAUAGUAGUUAAAAUCUGUGACAUAUUUAAAACAUUUACUGACUGGUUUCCUCUGCUGUAAGAGCUGAACCCUGGUGGAGAAUAAUACCAGCAACAAUAUGUGUAAGAAUACAGAAAAUAAACCGAAACACUAAAUGUGAA
This is a messenger RNA of Lates calcarifer (barramundi perch), 2023 nucleotides long. It is a transcript of the gene prkra, whose product is annotated as protein kinase, interferon-inducible double stranded RNA dependent activator. Lineage: Eukaryota; Metazoa; Chordata; Actinopteri; Centropomidae. Bases 210 to 1133 code for a protein of 307 amino acids. The record is from RefSeq and is a predicted model, not a curated record. The transcript is spliced from 8 exons.